AUGGCCUCUCCAGACGUCACGCCUCGUCAGUCCAUCUCGGACGCGUCGAGGGAUAUGGCCACUCCGCAGGGCUCACCCCAAUCUGAGCGGAGGGAUCUAGCGACCGCUUCCCCGGUCAUCUCGGCCACAACACCCAGAGAGACCAGUGUCCCCUCUGGCAAGGGGCUACCGUCGGCGCUGAAGCCUAUUGGAAUUAUCAAUGAGCAGAACACCUGUUUUCUCAACUCGACCUUCCAGGCUCUUAGCGCAACUCGACCACUCAUUUCCCUCCUCACUGCCGCCCCAUCUUCCUCGCUUGGUCCAGGCCACUCCCUUCCUCGACCCAUCUUCCCACCCUCCCUCGUCCCUGCGCUACGAGACGACGCGCUCGAACCGCCUCUUUUUCAGCUCCUCCCCGUAACCCGAGCAUUCAUCAACAAUCUACACCGUUCGUGGAAACUCAAAGAUGGCGGCGGCGGGACGUACGGAUCCGGCGAGACCGCGUCUGGCAAGUGCAUGUCGUUGCGCACGCUCCUUCGGGAGAUUGCGCUCAAAUACGACCAGUACGAUGAUUAUCGGCAGCAGGACGCGCAUGAGCUCUUGCGGCAUCUGCUGGACAGUAUGGAGAUGGAGGAGAAGGACGUGAUUAAGAAGGUGCAGCCGGAGCAGUUGAGGCAGGCGCCAAAGAAGCGGGUGACGGGGUCGGGGGGCGCGAGGGGUACGGCGGGAGCGAGGGAGUUGGCGGGGAUAAGCCCAAUGCCGAGUCCGUUGCCUAGUCCGGCGCCGAGUCAACCGGGGAGUCCGGUCAAACAGCAGUUUGAUCCGAUGGCAAGGGCGGCGGUGAUGGGUGGGAAUCGGCAGGAAGAGGAGGAGUGGAGAGAGGUGCCGGAGAAUGAGAAGCUGGUGCCGUUUGUGGAUGUGCUGUUUGGGGGGAGUCUGGCGAGUGUCGUGGUGUGUGAAAAGUGCAAGAGCGUCUCACAUACGUACGAAGGCUUCUUGGAUAUCUCACUCAGUAUGAAAGACGAGCCGCGGACCCGAAAGCGCGACAAGCUCAAAGCCCUCUUCCGUCCCAAGGCGAGCAAUGCCAAACCCGUCCCCGAAGCAGCUACCUCCGAGACUGAGUUGUCCGACUCGGAGCUCCCUCGCAAGGCCGGCCAAAAAGACCGCCGGAAGUCCAUGGACCACGAUGAGCGGCGAAGCGACAGCGGUCCUGGACCCAGUCGGAGCUCGUCCAUCAAGGGCUUUGGGAUUGGGAAACCCAGCUUCUCCUUCGGCAAGAAGAAGAAGGACGACGCUCGUACCGCUUCUACGGUAUCAGUCCCGUCCCAAUCGGGCGAUUCGGAGCGCGGAUCCAUCGCGGAUAGCUCGACCAGCAGCUCGCAUACUCACGUUCAGGCGGCGGCGGGCAUCCCAGGGAGCCCGAGCCUGGGUGGCUGGAAGCAUGUUCACGGACCUGGUCCGACGCCUGCGCAGGCGGCGUAUAUCCAGCGGAUCUUAGCGAACCAGGGCGGGUCGGAACCGGUUGAUCCACUGGCGAAACUCCGAGCGGCAAAUGGCGGGGAGGGCCUCGCGGUCAAUACAGCGGGGCAUCCUGCCUCGGGCGAGUACGGUCUCAUCGACUGUCUGAAGCAAUUCACGUCGGUCGAGGUCCUAGAGGGGGACAAUUCGUUUGCGUGUAAAAAGUGCUGGCGGAUCAAGACGGGGAAAUAUCAGGGUAUGGAGCCGGCCCUGAGGGAGGAGGAUGAGGACGCCGAGCAUGUCCAUGGGUACGGCUACGGGAGGGCGGAUGGGUCGGUACCCACCUCCCCGGUCGUUUCGUCCCAGCGAAGAGCGACCGCCCCUUCCAUCUCGAUCAUGUCCGACACGUCGUCCGAGUCGAUGGGGCAGGACGACCGCCCCUCGCUCCGUCAUCCAUCCGUCACGUCCAAUUCCCACUCUGCGCAUAUUCGCGCUCCAUCACCGCUUCGUCGUCAGUUCCAAGACGCACCACCUAUUCCUUCCGACGCUAUCUCGCUCUCGUCCUCGCAGCAUACCGGAGGCGGUCUGGCGGAUAUCUCGUCCGGCGAGACAGAGACGGAGCUGGAGCAGGACGUCGACGGAGCUGACGCAGGGGACGGGACCGACGGGCUGUCCGAUACGUCCGAAGAGUCCGACGUGGGCGUUUCUCAGCCGGCGGAAAUACCAGUCGGCCGGCCCAAGAUGGCGCCCAGAAAAAAAUCGACACAUUUCGUCCACCGCCGAGCGUUCAAGCGGUACCUCAUAGCCAAGUCGCCCGAGGUGCUUGUUUUCCACCUGAAGAGGUUUAGGCAGACGCAAAAGACGAGUAUGACGUUUACGAGCUUUUAUGAUCUGAAAAAGAUGGACGAUUUCGUGUCCUUCCCAGAGAUGCUAGACGUCGCGCCGUUCCUUGCUCCAAAUAGGAACGACUACAAGAUUGUGCAGACUCCGUCUGGGCCAAAAGCGCCGUAUAUGGACUGGGCGUCAGUUGAGCAUGGGCCGGAAGCUUCGCCAGCUUGGUACAGGCUCUAUGCUGUCGUGGUGCACCUGGGAACGAUGAUUGGCGGGCAUUAUAUCGCGUAUACCCUCGUCGAUCCAGAAAGGAUGUUUGAGGAUGGCAAGCGGGUCGUGGAGGCUAUGAGGGACCUGGAUUUGAGAGAGAAUGGGGGUGGCGGGGUACAGAAUGGGCAAGGAGGAGGGGAGAUGCCGAGUGUGGGAGACGGUGCGGGGAAGAGGGUGUGGUGUUAUUGCUCAGAUACGUCGAUAAGAUUGGCGAGUCUUGAAGAGGUGUUGAAGGCGAAAGCGUACAUUUGCUUCUACGAGAAGGUGUACUAG
This is a messenger RNA of Dioszegia hungarica, 2811 nucleotides long. RefSeq lists its product as uncharacterized. Gene Ontology annotation, biological process: protein deubiquitination. Lineage: Eukaryota; Fungi; Basidiomycota; Tremellomycetes; Tremellales; Bulleribasidiaceae. The record is from RefSeq and is a predicted model, not a curated record. Gene Ontology annotation, molecular function: cysteine-type deubiquitinase activity. The transcript has 8 exons. The coding region runs from base 1 to 2811 and encodes 936 amino acids.